AUGAGGGACAUUGAGGACAGGCAUUUCUACAAGCCCAUGCUGAGGAGGGGGGUCAGCAAGAGGACGGCGCAGACGGCCGUGUUCCUCGCCUCCGCCUUCUUCCACGAGUACCUGGUGAGCGUCCCCCUGCGCAUGUUCCGGCUCUGGGCCUUCAUGGGCAUGGCGGCACAGAUCCCGCUGGCGUGGCUGGUGUCGCGCUUCCUGCGCGGUCACUACGGCAACGCGGCCGUGUGGAUGUCGCUGAUCCUGGGCCAGCCCAUCGCCGUGCUCAUGUACGUGCACGACUACUACGUGCUCAACUGCGAGCCCUGACACACCCGGGACGGACCGGGACAGAACCGGGACACACCCGGGACAGCCCCGAACCACCCCAAAUCCCCCCGGGACAGAACCGGGACACACCCGGGACAGCCCCGAACCACCCCCAGGGGUCCCAGCAUCCCCAAACCCCCCCAAAUCCCCCCGGGACAGAACCGGGACACACCCGGGACAGCCCCGAACCACCCCAAAUCCCCCCGGGACGGACCGGGACAGAACCGGGACAGAACCGAGACAGAACCGAACCACCCCCAGGGGUCCCAGCAUCCCCAAAUCCCCCCGGGACAGAACCGGGACACACCCGGGACAGAACCGGGACGGAACCGGGACACACCCGGGACAGCCCCAGGGGUCCCGGGAUCCCCAAACCCCCCCAAAUCCCCCCGGGACAGAACCGGGACACACCCGGGAUGGACCGGGACAGAACCAAACCACCCCCCCCAGGGGUCCCAGCAUCCCCCAAAUCCCCCCGGGACA
This is a messenger RNA of Vidua chalybeata, 795 nucleotides long. RefSeq names its product diacylglycerol O-acyltransferase 1 (gene DGAT1). The record is from RefSeq and is a predicted model, not a curated record. Lineage: Eukaryota; Metazoa; Chordata; Aves; Passeriformes; Viduidae. Gene Ontology annotation, biological process: triglyceride biosynthetic process. Gene Ontology annotation, cellular component: endoplasmic reticulum membrane. The transcript is spliced from 4 exons. Bases 1 to 312 code for a protein of 103 amino acids. Gene Ontology annotation, molecular function: diacylglycerol O-acyltransferase activity.